AUGCCCAUUCUGCGCAAGCCUCAGGAAACCGUGCCGCCUACCGAAGACCCUCCACCGAGCGGUCCCAUCGACAUUCCCAUACCCAUCAAUGUAUUCGGAGCACGCCGACAGUUGAAGGUAGAGUUCGACAUUAAGAACCGUACGAUGUCGUUACCUGUCAAUAUGUUCGGCGUUCGCAGGCACCCGCUUUCGUACGUCCCCAUUUCGCAUCUCAAACGCAUCAUCCAAUUCAAUCCUAUGAUCCAAUACCACAGGUUGUCGAUGCGACAGAAGACCAUGUACAUCAACGGCAUUCCAGCCUCAUACGUCUACCACACCGUCGGCCCCGUCCUCGCGACCGCACCGGCUCUGCUCAUACUUCGCAAUGAGCGCUCCUGGUCGCGCCCGCGUUACUGGGGCAAAUCGCUUGCCAUUGGCGCGCUCGUUUGGGCUGGCGUCAACGUCGGUCACGGUGCCAUGGCAACCGUAUGGUGGGCACGCAACUUCGAUGAGCGAGUGAGGGGCGUGAGGGAGGCGAAAUGGUGGCCUAAGCGGUGGAGCGGACGGGACCAGGAAGAAUGA
Messenger RNA from Peniophora sp. CBMAI 1063, 561 nucleotides. Lineage: Eukaryota; Fungi; Basidiomycota; Agaricomycetes; Russulales; Peniophoraceae. The record is from the annotation of a GenBank genome assembly.